Molecule: messenger RNA, 630 nt
Organism: Mollisia scopiformis
Lineage: Eukaryota; Fungi; Ascomycota; Leotiomycetes; Helotiales; Mollisiaceae
Product: GDSL-like Lipase/Acylhydrolase
Exons: 3
Molecular function (GO): phosphatidylcholine lysophospholipase A1 activity
Source: RefSeq, a predicted model, not a curated record
UCGACGCCUUUCCGGAUAAUGGCAUUGGGUGCAUCUGUUACUUUCGGAACGGGUUCGACUACUGGAGAUAGUUAUCGCAAAGACUUGCAAGAUCUCCUUGUGGCCAAUGGCAACACAGUCGAGUACGUUGGGAGUAGGAAGAAUGGGAACUUCAGUAAUAAUGCUGUUGAAGCUGUUCCUGGCUUUGUCAUAUCUCAAGUUGCAGCACUCGCCAAUGUCUCAGUGCCAAAGUACAAACCCAACUUAGUCCUCGUCGAUGCUGGUACAAAUAAUUGCAACAAGGGUGGAACAGUGCCGGAUGCUGGAACCAACGUUACCAUUUUGAUCAACAAUAUCUUCAGACAAAGUCCUAACGCCACGGUGAUACUUACAACGAUUCUGGUAAAUUCAGUUGCAGAACAGGACGCAUGCCGUGUGACGGUCAAUACCCAGUAUACAGCGCUCGCAGAUGCAAUGCAAGCGGCUGGUAUGAAAAUGGUAUUGGUCGACAUGCGUGGUCCUGGCGGACCAUUGGUAACUGAUCUCGCAGACGGCAGACACCCAAAUGAUGCUGGCUAUGUGAAGAUGUCGAAUAUCUGGUUCGGAGGCAUCCAGCAAGUGAUCAGCAAGGGAUUUUUGACGACGCCAUCU